This is a messenger RNA of Salvia splendens (bonfire salvia), 2148 nucleotides long. Its product is annotated as putative late blight resistance protein homolog R1B-14. Bases 1 to 2148 code for a protein of 715 amino acids. Gene Ontology annotation, biological process: defense response to other organism. Lineage: Eukaryota; Viridiplantae; Streptophyta; Magnoliopsida; Lamiales; Lamiaceae. Gene Ontology annotation, molecular function: ADP binding. The transcript has a single exon. The record is from RefSeq and is a predicted model, not a curated record.
AUGCGAUCCAGUGCUUCUCCAGCUCCACCAUCGCGGCUUGCACCGUCCGGAAAAAUUGACGCGGUUGGUCUCGAGCACGACGUUGAGGCAAUUAUGAAUUGGCUCCGUCGAGAUGCCCACGAGCUCCUCUUCAUCCCGAUCGCUGGCGCAGGAGGAAUCGGUAAAACAACCCUAGCUCGAAAUGUUUAUCACGAUCCCUAUUUCAUUGAUACCUUUGAUAUUCGUGCUUGGGUUACAGUAUCUCAGGAAUAUAGUUUCAGCGACAUUUUCGCAAAUCUGCUUGUUUCCAUGAAAAAAUUCGUUAGAGAAGACAUUUCUAGCUUAAGCAAAGAGGAAAUUCCUUUAAAAGUUCACCAAACGCUAACGAAUCGAAGAUAUUUUAUCGUAAUUGAUGAUAUGUGGAGUACCAAGGCCUGGGAUGAGAUAAAGCCCUAUUUCCCCAACAACAACAACACAAGUCGGAUAAUAUUAACCACGAGGUUAGAGGAUGUGGCUGAGUAUGUUGUUUGUCCGGAGAAAUUCCAUCAGAUGCAAUAUUUGAAAGAUGAUCAGAGUUUGAGUCUGCUUAAGAAGGAGUUGUGUAAAGGGGAAUGUCGUCUUCCGAUGCUGGAAACUAUGGAAGAUAUAGCAACGAGGAUCACGAAGAGCUGCGGAGGGCUGCCCCUCGCGAUUGUGGUGACUGCGGGACUUCUCUCGGAAGUCAGUGAGACGGAAGCUGACUGGGAGCAGAUUGCCUUCACCUCGAAUCUGGCCAUCACUGCGGAUGAGGACCAGUAUACUGCGAUCUUAGAUUUGAGCUAUACCAAUUUGCCUCACCAUUUGAGGCCUUGUUUCUUGUACAUGGGAGCCUUUCCGGAAGAUUAUGAUAUUCGAGUCUCGAAAUUGGUGAAAUUUUGGAUAGCUGAGGAUUUGGUUCAGUCAACUGCACCAAAAACCCUUGAAGAGGUAGCAGAGGAGUGGCUGGAGGAUUUGGUUAGGAGGAAUCUUGUUUUGGUUACGAAGAGGAAGUCGAAUGGGAGAAUCAAGAGCUGUGGCCUUCAUGAUCUGUUGCGCGACUUGUGCCUUAUGAGAUCGCUGGAAGACAAUUUUCUCCUAUGUUUUAUGGGUUCGUUUUUUCUACCUGAAAUCUUUGCAACUCAGCUUCGUAUUAGUAUAUCUCAUUCUAAUAUCCUUGCACACAUUGACGGCUCAACCAUCCGUACUAUUAUAUGCUACAGCCAUAGUUCAGUAGACUCUUUGGAGAAAUUUAGGUUGCUCAGGGUUUUGGAUAUGCUAAACUCAAAAAUCCCAGCUCAUGUGUUUGAGCUGAUUGAUCUUAGAUUUCUUGCUUUCAGCUACUCCACUGUGAAUCCCGCGUCCAUAUCAAGCCUCCAGAAUCUCCAAACCUUGAUUAUUUAUCCAAAUAACGCUUCUGUAGUGGUUCAUUUGCCAGUUGAGAUAUGGAAGAUGCCAUGGUUAAGACAUCUCAUCUCCCCCUCCUUACAACUCUUGCUCCACCCCGAUGGAGCAACUCCUCCUUCCAAAAGCUUGCAAACACUUUCACUUGCAACCAACUUUGAAUGUAAUGAAAGGGUGGUAAAAAUGAUUCCUAAUGUUAGGAAGUUGGGAGUAUGUUACUCCGAAGAGAAGCUUGAUGGGAGCUAUCAUCUAGAAAACCUUCUAUGUUUGCUUCGACUUGAGAAAUUCAAAAUGGAGAUACGUAGUAGUCUCCCUGUCAGUCCACAGCUGAAUUUUGUUCUUCCCGAGUCUCUCAGAAAGUUAACCUUGAGCGGUUGGCGGCAUACUUGGAAAGAUUUGAGUAUUGUCGGUUUGUUGCCUAAUCUUCAAGUGCUCAAACUGCGAAACUAUGCCUGCAAUGGAAGUAUUUGGGAACCAAUUGAGAGAGAAUUCGAACAGCUGGAAUAUCUUCUGAUUGACGAAUCAAAUCUUGAGGAAUGGUUGGCAGAAAGCAACCACUUUCCGAAACUCAAGAGUCUAGUGCUUAAAGGCUGUCCUUCUCUUAGUGUGAUUCCAGAGGAUAUUGGAUACAUUCCGACACUUGAAUUGAUUGAGCUCGAUGGGCAAAACAAAUCUCUUGUGGAGUCGGCCAAAAGUAUACAAAGGGAUCAAAUGGAGAAUGAAAACUACAGCAUUCAUAUUCGUUAUUGA